Messenger RNA from Drosophila mojavensis, 5564 nucleotides. RefSeq names its product protein argonaute-2 (gene AGO1). The record is from RefSeq and is a predicted model, not a curated record. Gene Ontology annotation, molecular function: RNA binding; protein binding. The transcript has 7 exons. Lineage: Eukaryota; Metazoa; Arthropoda; Insecta; Diptera; Drosophilidae. Bases 941 to 3901 code for a protein of 986 amino acids.
UUGAUAUGUAAGUGUGUGUGUAGGUUUGUUUUAUAUUUUUUUCAAUGCAUGACUGCGCGCCGCAUUGUUAAGAAAAGCUUUUUCCUCGACUCUAUGGCAUAAAAGUUAGCGCGUUGCCGCAAUGACAAAUACAACAACACAACUACAAAAAAAGAAAAGAAAUAACAACAAUUAGCAGCAGCGGCAGAGCGGUGAGCCAGUUGCACUGGUAUUGGUGAGAAGCGAGCGAACGUUAACGUCAAAAUCUUUGGCUCGCUCGCACAUACACACUCGCACAUAAAAGCUUGCAGAGAAGUAUAUGAACAAACGUCAGCGGCUGCAAAAAACUGUUGUUAAGACAAAUAAACAAAUAAGAACAAAAAAAUAAAUAAAAAAAAUAAUUUCGCAAGUUUAUUGCUGAUGUGAGAAUGUGUGCCUAAACGACUGAGAGAGGGUCAGAGAAAGAGAGAGCAAAAGUUACUUUAUCCCGGUAACGAUCUGGCAACACCAACAACAAAAACAGCAGCAAAAGAAAUUGCGUUGCGGCAAUGGCAACAAUUUUCCGCAAUAAGCUCGAAAAUAUUCACGUCACAAAUUUAACCACCCAUUCAGCAAUAACAAUUAAAGUAACUGUAAUAAAUAAUAUAAAAUAAAUAGAAAAAAAAAAACAGAAAGAACCCAACAAAAAUCAACGGAAAUUUGUGAAGAUCUCAAGCCAGGCAAUCAACUAAUUUUUAAUGUGUAACAAUUUUGAAACAAGAAUAUUAACAACAUCAGAAGCAGCAGCGAAUCGAAAAAAAUCAGCAACGAAGAUAAAACAACAAAUUGAAGAACAGCGAACGACUUGUCGCUGAUAGGCAAAUCCAUAAAGCGCCGCAUCAGCUGCAAUUUAGCGAUAAGCUGUAUCUGUCAGUGGGAAUAGAGGGAAGAACGCCUCAAGCUGACGCCGACACCGACUAAGAUGUCAACGGAGCGGGAGCUGGCUGGCGGACCAGCCCAGCUCCAUACGCUACCGUUUCCCCCAGAUCUGGGCACCUCAUUGCAACUGAACACAGCGGUGGGCAUUAUUGGCAAGGUUUAUGAGUCACAGUGGACCACCUCCUCGCCCACGCGGCCUCAGAGCCCCUCUCAGGCGCAGACUAGCUUCGACACGCUCACAUCACCGCCAGCGCCCGGUUCUUCGGUAAAUCCCACCGCUGUGACCAGUCCGAGUGCUCAGAAUGUUGCUGCAGGGGGUGCCACGGUUGGUGGUGCCGCGGCUGCGGCUGCUGCUCAAGUGGCGUCUGCAUUGGGCACCACGGGCGUUUCGGCGGCGAUUGCUGCGGCAGCGGUGUCGCCCACAACGCAGCCAGAUAUGCCCGUCUUCACGUGCCCGCGACGACCAAAUCUGGGAAGGGAGGGCAGGCCGAUAGUGCUGCGUGCGAAUCACUUUCAGGUGACAAUGCCACGCGGCUUCGUGCAUCACUAUGACAUCAAUAUACAGCCGGACAAGUGCCCGCGCAAGGUGAAUCGCGAGAUCAUCGAGACUAUGGUGCAGGCCUACAGCAAGAUCUUUGGGGUGCUGAAGCCAGUCUUUGAUGGACGUAACAAUUUGUAUACACGGGAUCCUCUGCCCAUUGGCAAUGAACGACUGGAGCUGGAGGUAACGCUGCCCGGCGAGGGCAAGGACCGCAUCUUUCGUGUGACGAUUAAGUGGCAGGCGCAAGUGUCGCUCUUCAAUCUGGAGGAGGCUCUGGAGGGGCGCACGCGCCAAAUACCUUAUGAUGCUAUCUUAGCGCUUGAUGUGGUCAUGCGGCAUUUGCCUAGCAUGGCGUAUACGCCAGUUGGACGCAGUUUCUUUAGUUCACCGGACGGCUACUAUCAUCCUUUGGGUGGUGGCCGCGAAGUCUGGUUUGGUUUCCAUCAGAGCGUGCGGCCAUCUCAGUGGAAAAUGAUGCUCAACAUUGAUGUUUCGGCUACUGCUUUCUACAAGGCUCAACCUGUCAUCGAUUUUAUGUGCGAGGUUUUGGACAUUCGCGACAUUAACGAACAGCGCAAACCGCUCACCGAUUCGCAGCGCGUUAAGUUCACCAAGGAAAUCAAAGGACUCAAGAUUGAAAUCACGCACUGUGGUCAAAUGCGUCGGAAAUAUCGCGUCUGCAAUGUGACCCGUCGACCAGCUCAAAUGCAAUCCUUCCCACUGCAACUGGAGAAUGGACAAACCGUCGAGUGCACUGUGGCCAAGUACUUUUUGGAUAAGUAUCGCAUGAAGCUGCGCUACCCGCAUUUGCCCUGCCUGCAGGUGGGUCAGGAGCACAAGCACACCUAUCUACCACUUGAGGUGUGCAACAUUGUGGCUGGACAACGUUGCAUCAAAAAGCUGACCGACAUGCAGACGUCGACCAUGAUCAAAGCGACUGCACGCUCGGCGCCUGAUCGUGAGCGUGAGAUUAACACGCUGGUGAAGCGUGCGGACUUCAACAAUGAUCCCUAUGUGCAGGAGUUUGGGCUAACCAUCUCCAAUUCCAUGAUGGAGGUGCGUGGCCGGGUUUUGCCACCACCAAAGCUUCAAUAUGGGGGACGUAUGUCGUCGGGGAUCACCGGACAACAGCUAUUGCCGCCACAGAAUAAGGUGAGCCUGGCAUCUCCGAAUCAAGGCGUUUGGGACAUGCGUGGCAAGCAGUUCUUCACGGGUGUCGAGAUCAGAAUUUGGGCGAUUGCCUGCUUCGCACCACAGCGCACAGUCCGCGAGGAUGCCUUGCGGAACUUUACGCUGCAACUGCAAAAGAUCUCCAAUGAUGCUGGCAUGCCCAUCAUUGGACAGCCCUGCUUCUGCAAGUAUGCCACGGGGCCCGAUCAAGUGGAGCCCAUGUUCCGUUAUUUGAAGAUUACUUUCCCUGGACUACAGCUGGUGGUUGUUGUCCUGCCGGGCAAGACUCCAGUCUAUGCCGAGGUCAAACGAGUGGGCGACACGGUCCUUGGCAUGGCCACGCAGUGUGUCCAGGCCAAGAACGUGAACAAGACCUCGCCACAGACGCUCUCGAAUCUGUGUCUCAAGAUCAAUGUGAAGCUGGGCGGCAUUAACUCGAUUCUGGUGCCAUCCAUACGACCCAAGGUCUUCAAUGAGCCCGUCAUCUUCCUGGGGGCCGAUGUCACCCAUCCCCCGGCAGGCGACAACAAGAAACCAUCGAUAGCCGCUGUGGUUGGCUCAAUGGAUGCUCAUCCCUCGCGCUAUGCGGCCACGGUGCGUGUGCAACAGCACCGCCAGGAGAUCAUACAGGAGCUGAGUAGCAUGGUGCGGGAAUUGUUGAUCAUGUUCUACAAAUCCACCGGCGGCUAUAAGCCGCAUCGUAUCAUACUCUAUCGCGACGGCGUCUCCGAGGGCCAGUUCCCACACGUGCUGCAACACGAGCUGACCGCUAUACGCGAGGCGUGCAUCAAAUUGGAGCCGGAAUACAGGCCAGGCAUUACAUUCAUUGUCGUUCAGAAGCGCCAUCACACGCGACUCUUCUGCGCCGAGAAACGCGAGCAGAGCGGCAAAUCGGGCAAUAUACCAGCGGGCACCACCGUCGACGUUGGCAUCACCCAUCCCACAGAGUUUGAUUUCUACUUGUGCAGCCAUCAGGGCAUCCAGGGCACCAGUCGUCCCUCUCACUACCAUGUGCUCUGGGACGACAACCACUUUGAUUCCGAUGAGCUGCAAUGCCUUACCUAUCAGCUGUGCCACACCUAUGUCCGUUGCACGCGGUCUGUGAGCAUCCCUGCGCCAGCCUACUACGCCCAUCUGGUUGCCUUCCGAGCCAGAUACCAUCUGGUUGAAAAGGAGCACGAUUCCGGCGAAGGAUCACAUCAAAGCGGCUCAUCCGAAGAUCGUACGCCCGGGGCCAUGGCACGCGCCAUAACGGUUCAUGCCGACACGAAGAAGGUCAUGUACUUUGCCUAAGCAGUUAAAAGGAUGAAGCAAAACCAAAUCCACACAACAACAAAAAGAACAACAACACAACAGCAACACCAACAUCAACAAGAAUGAGCACUGAAAUUUCGAAAAUAAUUCGAAUAAGCAAAACAUGAAGAAAAUAUGUACGAAAGCCAAGUCGAAAUCAUUAGAGGAUAAUUUCAAAAUGAUGUUUUUUAUAUAUUUAAGUUAAAGGAAAGCCAAUAUAUUAGCUUUUAGGCCACACACACACCCAUACACACACAAAUACACAACACCCACACGCCAAAAUCGUAGGGAUUAGAAAAAACAAAAGGGAAUCGAAUGUUUAUGCACAAGCAGGCGCAACAAAUGUGAAAGAGAAUUCUCAAAAAUAACAAACAAAAUUUAUAAUAAAAAGCGUAGCGAAACAAACUAAAGGGAACAAACGAAAGUCAACAACAACAGCUGAAACAACAACACACAUUUGCGAUGAACUUUUGUAAUAGGAUUAAUUAUAUUUUUACACAAGAAGAAAAAAAAAACAAAAACAAAGUUUAAAAAACGUGCAGACAAAGUGCAGACAACCAAAGGUUUUUUAGUAUAUCAAAACAUGAAACAAGUUGCUGAUUCAAACACAAACACACAACACACAUACAACACGUUACAACAACAACUCGGAAUUCUCUGUACUGUGAACGAAGACCACCAACAAAAGCUUAAAAACUAACAAAUUAAAUAAACAAAAAAUGACAAAUUAACAACAAUACGACGAGCAUUAAAGAGAGUGUAAUAAUUAGCCAUAACAAGUAAAGUGAAGGGAAAAGAUCAAUCCAACUCAAAAAGUCCAGAAUUAUUAAAGGGCUAGCUUUUUAGUAGAAUUAAGUGCGGAACUACCAAAACAAAAAACAAAAAACAAAAACAAACAAAAACAAAAAAGAAAAACUUAAGUGAAAGCAACCAACAUAUUUAACGAAAACUCCAAUUUCAACAAGGGACAAACUUUUGGUCAAAACAAUGGCUAAUUAUAUAGUAUGUAUAUAUAUGAGUACAUAUAUAUUUAGGCAACUAUAUUGUAAGUGUAAAAGCACACAAAAUCAAACAAUACUUAAACAAGUUUUCGUUUGAAGACCGAAAGUAAACAAUGCUAAAAGGCAAAAUUUGCUGUCUUUAGUUAACAGCGAGUUUUUAAUUUAAGUUAAAAAGCUUAUGUUUUGUAUAAAUACACAUAUAUACACACACACACACACUAUAUAAACACGGCAUAUCAAAUCCCAAUGUCCAACUAAUUUAUGUACCUCUUAUUAGCUCAACUUAAGUUUCAUAAUUUAAAAGCAAAAACAUUGUUAAUUCUAUUUAAUGGAGUCUUAAGCAGAUUACGUGGUGUACGGGUAAACAAUUAAUAUGCUAAACAUAUUCAAUGCUCUAUAUAAAUAUAUAUAUAUAUAAACAUAUAUAUAUAUAUAUAUAUAUAUUCCAUACUUUCUUAACAUAAUUUUGCCGCUGCAUCCCUUAACUCAUAGGGCAUAUUUAGUUUUAGUUUUAGUUUUUACAUAUACAUUUGCCAAUUUUACAAAUCUAACAAAAUACCAUAUGCAUAUAUAUAUAUAGAUUGAGUUAUAUAUAUGUACUCUUAUGGAAGACACAGUUCAAGUUAACAUUAUGCUGAUUUGUUCUAUUAUGGAACCAAAAA